This is a messenger RNA of Rangifer tarandus platyrhynchus (Svalbard reindeer), 354 nucleotides long. NCBI's taxonomy places the organism in Eukaryota, Metazoa, Chordata, Mammalia, Artiodactyla, Cervidae. The record is from the annotation of a GenBank genome assembly.
AUGGUAACUCUGCGCCCCAGCCUCUCGCGCUCGGCGGCUGAGCGAGGCGCAGCCAAUCAGAAGCUGCAGGCGUUCUUGGGGACCCACUCCUACCCUCCACGUGUGGGCGGGGGUCAGGAGGUGCGGGGAAGAGGCGGAGCGUGGGCUGCGGAGGCCCACUCAGCCUCACAGGCGCUGGCUGCCGGCCUGAUGUGCUGGGGCGGCGCGGGGACACUUCCGGAGUUAGCUGUGCAAGCGCCCGCGCUCCAGCGCCGCGUCCCCUCCCUCCUAGAGGGGGCGUCACCUGCAAGAAUUGGACCUUCACGUGGGGUCCAGGACCUUGCGGGGGAUCCCGGGUUCCAGACCCUCCUGUGA